CCGCCAUCUUGCUUCGGCGGAGCCCGAAGAGGCGGGAGUAGCACCUCCGGGCUCUCGGUGAGCUUGUGAGGAGGAGGAAAGCGGCGGACUAAGCGGGGUUGGAAGGGGACCGUAUUGCUGGCAGUCUCCUUUCCUCCUCUGUGGUGUUCGGGUUCUCUCCUUUACCUUAUUUCGCGGGGCCGUUUCCACGGAGGUUGGGCCGAGGCGACGGCAAGAUGGCGGUGGAGUCUCGCGUUACUCAGGAGGAGAUUAAGAAAGAACCCGAAAAGCCUAUCGACCGUGAGAAGACUUGCCCCCUCUUGCUGAGAGUUUUUACCACCAACAACGGGCGGCAUCACCGAAUAGAUGAGUUUGCCCGUGGAAAUGUACCUUCCAGUGAGCUGCAGAUCUACACCUGGAUGGAUGCAACUCUAAAAGAACUGACCAGUUUAGUGAAAGAGGUCUACCCAGAAGCAAGGAAGAAGGGAACACAUUUCAACUUUGCAAUAGUUUUCACAGAUCUUAAAAGGCCUGGUUACAGAGUGAAGGAGAUUGGCAGUACAAUGUCAGGCAGAAAGGGCACAGACGAUUCCAUGACUCUGCAGUCCCAGAAGUUCCAGAUAGGGGAUUACCUUGACAUAGCAAUUACUCCUCCAAAUCGUGCACCACCUCCAUCAGGUCGCAUGAGACCUUACUGAUAUUUUGCUUUCUUCCAACAGCCACACCGUCUGCAUUGCCAUGUUGAUUAGAAAAGGCUUAUUUUUAAAAACGUAAAGUGAGACUACGAGAAAGCUCACUAAGACCGGGAAGUACUGAAGUUACUUUUAAAUUAUGUUAACUGUAUAUUUUUUAGAAGAGUGCUCUCUAGCUGUUAGAUUUGUCUCUCUAAUUAGUUGAAAGUGGCACUGUCCAGGGUUUCCAAAGUGCAUAAAGCAUGGCUCUAACAACACAAGUACUGUUGUGCAUUGUUGAAACCUGUUAUGGAGCAAAUAUAUUAAGACCAACCAUUAAUGUAUGUGGGGAGAUUAAAAUCAGAUGGAUGUAUUUCAUAAGUACACUGUUGAGAUUUACUGGGAAAUAAACUAAAAUGUAAAUCAGGCAAGUAUUGUCAGUCAGCAGUGCUGUACUUUGUAUGUUCACAAUGAAAAUAUAGUCUAUUACAUCUCAAAACACAUUGAAGUAGGAGAGGGAUUUGUAAGCCAUCUAGUCCAAGCAACACCAUUUGAUGCAGGAAAUUUCUGCUUGAAGACCUCUGGUGAGGAAGAGCUACCCAGCUAUAAAUGUAGUUGGUCCACAAUUUACAGCCAAGAUGUGUCUUUUGAUGUCCAAUUGAUAUGUCCCCCUGUAGCUUAAGCCUAUUAAUUGUCCGGCAUUCCAGGGCACUGAAGAACAAGUGUCUGCCCUUUUAUAUGAUUCCCAUCAGGUCAACUGUGCAUGUUGUGGAAAACCAUUCAGAUGUACAUCCAAUUUGCACCUACUCUUAAAUUUGUACAGAAGCCUAUUAAUAUGCACGCCUCAGCUUGAUCAGUGUGUUUGGAUUUUUUUAAAUAAAAUUCAUGAGAAACGCAAA
Molecule: messenger RNA, 1549 nt
Organism: Elgaria multicarinata webbii
Lineage: Eukaryota; Metazoa; Chordata; Lepidosauria; Squamata; Anguidae
Gene: SAP18
Product: Sin3A associated protein 18
Exons: 4
Coding region: 216-677 (153 amino acids)
Biological process (GO): negative regulation of DNA-templated transcription
Cellular component (GO): nucleus
Molecular function (GO): transcription corepressor activity; transcription factor binding
Source: RefSeq, a predicted model, not a curated record